AAAUAGUAAUCUUGAUUAUCGCUAAGAUACCGCAUUCGAUACGAUAGUGUCGCUGUUUACGAGACAUGAUGCGAUCAUCGAGCCCUCCUACGUAUAACAUUACGGCAAAAUCUUAUCUGUUACAGCGAUUUACCGAGUCACACAACGUCAGCUUAGUAGAAUGCACUGGCGUGUACGGUACGCACCGAGUCUUACAUCACGCGCGUAACUAGUUUAUUUCCUUUUUUUUUUACGCCUUUCGAAAUGGCUGCUCAAGGUAAAAACUUUGAUAAUACACUUCAUUCCGCGAGCAUAGAUAGGGACGUUUUUAAAGUGAUCGAUUCCGAUACGGUUUACGCAAAUGGAACGGAAAAUCAUCGCGGUGACGACGCGUCGCGGAAAGAAUCGACGGAGUUUCUCGUUAAAUAUCGCGAUCGCGUUUAUAAUAUUCAAAAUUUCCUGAAUUAUCAUCCCGGCGGAAAAAACCCGCUCGCACAUCUCAAGGAUCAAGUGUUGGAUAAGGAGUUAGCAAAAAAUCCUCAUUCCAAGUCCGCCUACUAUCUUCUCGAGGAGUUCGCUGUGCAACAUCAAGAGAGAUACAACGAGUGCGAAAAUCUGAUAAACUGGAAUGCGCCACUCUUAUGGCAAGUGGGCUUUAUGGGCGAUCGAUAUUGGGAAUGGGUAAAUCUGCCAGUAAACCGGCCCAUUCGAUAUUUCCAAUCAGAAAUUUUAGAGAUACUAUCAAUUACACCAUGGUACAUCUUGCCAAUUGUCUGGCUACCCAUAAUCGCGUAUUUCCUUUAUAUGGGCUGCGUCUCGAAUAUUUCCACAAACAUCGCGAUUACAGCGCAAAAUAUUUUACCGUCUUUCGUUCUGGGCCUAUUUAUCUGGACCAUUGUGGAAUAUUUCGUUCAUCGAAAAGUAUUUCAUUUUAAACCACCGCAUAAUUCGAAAUUGCUGAUUACUCUGCAUUUUUUGUUCCAUGGAAGCCAUCACAAGGCGCCAUUGGAUGAACGAAGACUGGUAUUCCCACCGACAUUUAGUUUAGUUGUAGCAGCAGUUGUUUGGCAAAUUUAUAAAGUCAUAUUUCCUUUGGCAACAGUUCAUCUUGUGGCCGCUGGUACCAUAAUAGGCUAUUUGGGCUACGAUUUAAUACAUUACUACUUGCACCAUGGAGCACCGAUAGCAGGAUCAUAUCUAUAUACGAUGAAAAGAAGACACAAUUAUCAUCACUUUGUACAUCAUGACCAAGGAUUUGGAGUUACUAGCGAAUUGUGGGAUCGAAUACUUAAAACGGAUUCAAUUCUGCGAAAAUUAAAUGAGCCUUUAAAAUGGUGAAACCGGUGACUUGAAGAAAAUACGUAUUUACAUUUAUACACUAAUACAUUAUACAUUUUACACUGAUAGUAUCUACUUGUUUAAUAUUUGUAUUGUACAAA
Molecule: messenger RNA, 1418 nt
Organism: Temnothorax curvispinosus
Lineage: Eukaryota; Metazoa; Arthropoda; Insecta; Hymenoptera; Formicidae
Gene: Fa2h
Product: fatty acid 2-hydroxylase
Exons: 6
Coding region: 244-1317 (357 amino acids)
Biological process (GO): fatty acid metabolic process; lipid biosynthetic process
Cellular component (GO): membrane; endoplasmic reticulum
Molecular function (GO): iron ion binding; fatty acid 2-hydroxylase activity; heme binding
Source: RefSeq, a predicted model, not a curated record